Gastrolobium bilobum is the source of this 3076-nucleotide messenger RNA. Its product is annotated as putative pentatricopeptide repeat-containing protein At3g47840. Gene Ontology annotation, molecular function: protein binding; RNA binding. Gene Ontology annotation, biological process: RNA modification. Lineage: Eukaryota; Viridiplantae; Streptophyta; Magnoliopsida; Fabales; Fabaceae. The transcript is spliced from 2 exons. The record is from RefSeq and is a predicted model, not a curated record. The coding region runs from base 165 to 2402 and encodes 745 amino acids.
AAAGAAGCCACUGUUGUCACCGAUAAGCAUGUCAGCGUCAAGGUUUUAGCAGCGCCCGCGGCGGAACCCAACGGCGAUUAAUUUAAUUAAUUUUUUAUUUUUUAUUUUUUGGGUAUUGUUUGAGGGUUCACUUCAGCCAUAGAGGGAACUGGAGAGAAAGAGAAAUGCAUGGGCUCUUGGUGUUUGGGAAUAUGGGUUUUAUUGUCAACAGCUUCCGGCGACGUGUUUGGUUGCACCGUGGAUAUGCUUCUUCUCAUGGCCUCGCCCUCGACCCUUCAUUUUCUAUCCAUCCAAACACUCCCCUAUUUUCAAGGGAUCUCGAGUCACCUGUUUAUCCAGGAACUGCAACUAAAUGCAGAGAACUGAUCCUGCAACCAAAACCAGAACUGCUUAGUCCAAAUGCCUAUUAUGUUCAUAAUAUGCUUGAACUUAACUCUGAACUGAAGCAACUAGUGAAACAGGGCCAACUUUGUGAUGCUAGGGAUAUGUUUGAUAAAAUGGCUCACAGAGAUGAGGUUUCAUGGACCACAUUAAUAGCGGGUUAUGUCAAGGCCUCGGACUUGAAUGAAGCAUUGAUCUUGUUCUCAGAUUUUUGGGUCCAGCCAGGACUUCAGAAGGAUCAAUUCAUUAUUAGUGUUGCACUCAAGGCUUGUGCACUUGGCAUGAAUAUAUCUUUUGGAGAAUUAUUGCAUGGAUUUUCAGUGAAAUCUAGUUUGAUAAACUCAGUAUAUGUCAGCAGUGCCUUAGUAGACAUGUACAUGAAAGUAGGCAAAAUAGAACAAGGUUGCAGAGUCUUUGAAAACAUGACAACAAGAAAUGUGGUAUCUUGGACUUCCAUUAUUGCGGGGCUUGUCCAUGCUGGUUUCAGUAUGGAGGGAUUAUUGUACUUUUCUGAAAUGUGGAGAUCAAAAGUGGGCUAUGAUUCACAUACAUUUGCUAUUGCUUUAAAAGCAUCUGCUGAUUCAUAUUCAUUACAUUAUGGGAAAGCUAUACACACUCAAACAAUAAAACAAGGGUUCAAUGAGAGCUCAUUUGUCAUUAAUACUCUUGCUAGCAUGUAUAAUAAAUGUGGGAAACCCAACUACGGCAUGCGAUUGUUUGAAGAAAUGAGGAUGCCAGAUGUAGUUUCAUGGACAACCCUUAUUACGACUUAUGUACAGAUGGGUGAAGAAGAACAUGCUGUGGAAGCAUUUAAAAGAAUGAGAAAAUCAGAUGUCAGUCCCAAUAAAUAUACUUUUGCAGCCAUAAUUUCUGCCUGUGCAAAUCUUGCUAUUACUGAAUGGGGGAAACAGAUGCACGGCCAUGUAUUGUGUCUAGGUCUGGUAGAUUCCUUGUCAGUGGCAAAUUCCAUUAUUACAUUUUAUUCAAAAUGUGGUCUUUUAACUUCAGCUUCAGUAGUAUUUCAUGGUAUGACUAGAAAAGAUAUUAUUUCUUGGAGCACUAUAAUUGCUGUUUACACUCAAGGAGGUUAUGCAAAAGAAGCUUUCAACUAUCUAUCAUUGAUGAGAAGGGAAGGGCCGAAACCAAAUGAAUUUGCAAUUGCUAGCAUGCUGAGUGUUUGCGGAAGCAUGGCACUUCUUGAGCAAGGGAAGCAGGUGCAUGCUCAUGUCCUCUGCAUUGGCUUGGAUCAUGAAGCAAUGGUUCAUAGUGCUCUAAUUUGUAUGUAUUCAAAAUGUGGGAGUCUACAAGAAGCUUCAAAAAUCUUUGAUGCGAUAAAAAAUAAUGACAUUAUAUCAUGGACAACCAUGAUUAAUGGGUAUGCCGAACAUGGUUAUAGCCAAGAGGCCAUUAGUUUGUUUGAGAAGAUUUCCAGUAUUGGCUUAAUGCCAGACUAUGUAACUUUCAUUGGGGUUCUGAUAGCUUGUAGCCACGCUGGAUUGAUUGAUCUUGGUUUCUACUACUUUAUGUUAAUGACUAAUGAGUAUCGGAUCAGUCCUUCAAAAGAGCACUAUGGUUGUAUGAUUGAUCUUCUAUGCAGAGCAGGGCGAUUGAGUGAAGCUGAGCAUAUGAUACGAAACAUGCCAUUCCAGAGUGAUGAUGUUGUGUGGUCUACCUUACUCAGAGCAUGUAGGGUUCAUGGGGAUGUUGACCGUGGAAGAUGGGCAGCAGAACAGAUACUUCGCAUGGAUCCAAAUUCUGCUGGAACUCACAUCACCCUGGCUAACAUAUAUGCUGCCAAGGGGAGAUGGAAGGAAGCUGCACAUAUAAGGAAGCUAUUGAAAUCAAAGGGAGUAAUAAAGGAGCCAGGAUGGUCUUGGAUUAAUGUCAGUGCUCAAUUAAAUGCAUUUGUUGCUGGGGAUCAGUCUCAUCCUCAAAGUGAACAUAUAACAUCCAUUCUGGAAUUACUAAGUGCAAGUAUAGGAGAUGCUAGGCUGGAAAUAACAGAAGAUGUUAACGAUUAGCAGAAGGCUUAUCUCUACCUCAUUAUGUCAGUGGUUUGAUCAUUCUACAAGGACGAGCCUUGGAGCAGUGGUAUAGUUGACUCCUUUGUUACCAAAAAGUCACUGAUUUGAGUCUAGGAAAUAUCUAUUUGCAAAAAUGCAAGGGUAAUAUGCAUGAAUCUGUCAACUACUGAUUGUUUUAGCUGACUAUACAGAAUUGUCAUGCAAAUGCAAUUACUUUUUUUGUAGUGUCGUUAUCUGUAUAGCUUCUCCAACUCUGGAAGGAUUUUCUUGUAUGGAGCUGUUCAGUAUGAAUUGUACAGAUGGGUAUAAUGUGGAGAUGGCUGAUCAAUGGGCUAAAGACACUGCUUUGUGAGAUCACUCUUGGUCUCUGAAUAUAGCCACAACCCAUAUUGAGCUAUGCUGGAAUGUUCUUGCUAUGUCAAUGUAACUCUACAAAGAGGGAGUAGAUGUCACAACCAAAAGACAGGUAAUGGGAUACUAUACUUACAGAUUACUAAUGCCUGCCUAAAUAUUAGUGGAUGUGGAAUAUCUUUAGAUAUCUUUGUAUUUUAGGAAUCAUACCGGACCUUUUUAUUCUCAAGGAUCAAUUAGGAUCUCUUUUGAUUAUUUCAUUAAUUAGGGUAAAUGUAUGUAAUUAAUUAGUUUCCAGAUUUUCUUUUCUGAGUUUUGUG